GCAGUAUAUAAACUAGCUAGCUGUACGGUCUUCUUCAAACUGGGGCGUUUCGGUGUCCCGUGUGUUGAGACAGGUACUUUGUAAAGGGGUUAGUAGCUAAGGCAAGAGAGGGACAAAGAUACGUCGUUUUAGGACUCGGGAUUAGUACAGAACCAGUAUUUCCAAUCGGGACAGGUGGGAUCUUGACUUCGAACCGAUGGCGGAAACCAAGGGGAAGUUCGACUUUGCGAUCGACCGCGGAGGCACCUUUACGGACGUGUUCGCCCGCUGCCCGGACGGUCGGGAGAAGGUUCUCAAACUUCUGUCCCAUGAUCCCCAAAACUACAAGGACGCCCCGACGGAGGGGAUCCGCAGGGUGCUGGAGGAGGAGACUGGGCGGGCCUUUCCCCGUGAGCAGCCGGUGGACUCCUCCCUGAUUGGCUGGAUCCGAAUGGGCACGACGGUGGCGACCAAUGCCCUGCUGGAGAGGCAGGGGGAGAGGACGGCGCUGCUGAUCACCAGGGGGUUCCGCGACCUGCUGCACAUCGGGACCCAGGCUCGGCCGAGGCUGUUCGACCUGGACGUGACCUUACCUGAGCUCCUGUAUGAAGAUGUCAUUGAGGUGGACGAGAGGGUGGUUCUGCACCACGAGAACGGCUAUGUUCCAGGGAGAGAGCAGACAAAGAGCAAUGUCAUCGUCACAGGCUGCACUGGGGAUAAGUUGGAGGUGUGGCGUGAGGUGGACCUGCAGAGGCUGGAGCGUGACCUGAAGGGGGUGCUGUCGCGCGGGAUCUCCAGCCUGGCUGUCCUGCUGCUGCACUCCUACACCUGGGCGGCCCAUGAGCAGGAGGUAGGCUCCCUGGCCCGCAGAAUGGGGUUCACUCAGGUGUCCCUCUCCAGCGAGGUCAUGCCCAUGGUGCGGGUCGUGCCCCGGGGGCUCACUGUCUGCGCCGACGCCUACCUCACCCCCAAAAUCCGCCAGUACCUGCGCGGGUUCACCUCCAGCUUCAGGGGCGGGCUGAAGGAUGUGAACGUGCUGUUCAUGCAGUCUGACGGCGGUCUCACCCCCAUGGAUCGGUUCUGUGGGUCCCGGGCGGUGCUUUCGGGGCCGGCGGCGGGGGUGGUGGGGUACGCCCUCACCUCCUACAGCCAGGCGGAGAGCAAGCCCGUCAUCGGGUUCGACAUGGGGGGCACCUCCACGGACGUGAGUCGCUACGCGGGGCAGUACGAGCACGUCUUCGAGGCCAGCACGGCGGGGAUCACCCUGCAGGCCCCUCAGCUGGACAUCAACACGGUGGCGGCUGGCGGCGGCUCCCGACUCUUCUUCAGGUCGGGGAUGUUUGUGGUGGGGCCAGAAUCCGCAGGUGCCCACCCAGGACCUGCCUGUUACAGAAAGGGGGGCCCCCUCACCGUGACUGAUGCUAAUCUGGCCCUCGGCCGCCUGCUGCCCGCCUACUUCCCGCGGAUCUUCGGGCCCGGGGAGGACGAGCAUCUGUCCAGCGAGGACACCAUGAAGCGCUUCCGCCACCUCACCCGCGACAUCAACAGCUUCCUGGCCACCGGCCAAUCGUGCGGCAACAGCCACAAGGGCGACCACGGCAACAGCGGAAAGGCCCGUAGCAGCGAUGCGGACAUGAGCAUCGAGGAAGUGGCCAUGGGCUUCAUCCGGGUGGCGAACGAGACAAUGUGUCGGCCAAUCCGCGCCCUGACGCAGGCCAAGGGGCACGACACGUCUCAGCACGUGCUGGCCUGCUUCGGGGGAGCCGGGGGGCAACACGCCUGUGCCAUCGCCCGCGCCCUGGGCAUGAAGACCGUCUUCAUACACAAGUACAGCGGGUUGCUCUCGGCCUACGGCCUGGCCCUGGCUGAUGUGGUGGAGGAGGUGCAGGAGCCCUGCUCCCUGCAGUACGAGGUGCGCUGCUUCGCUGAGCUGGACAUGCGUGUGGAGCAGCUCACGCUGCGCUGCCAGGAGGAGCUGAGGAACCGCGGCUUCAGCAGCGCUCAGAUCAGCACCGAGGUCUUCCUCCACCUGCGCUACGAGGGCACCGACUGCGCCCUCAUGGUCACCGCCGCCGGUCACCCCGGCAACCCCCUCUCCUGCCAGACCGGUGACUUCCGCACCGCCUUCACCAAGAGGUACCUGAAGGAGUUCGGCUUCACCAUCCCGGACCGCACCAUCAUCGUGGACGACAUCCGGGUCAGGGGUUCUGGGAAAUCGGGAAUGAAGCCCAUGAUGCGCUCCCGCCUGGGCCGUGGACCCCCCAGGCCUGUCAAGGUGACCCAGUGUUACUUUGAGGACGGUUACCUGGAAACCAACGUGUACCUGUGGGACGAGCUGUCCUGCGACCACAGCAUUCAGGGCCCCGCCAUCAUCAUCGACAAGCACAGCACCAUCCUGGUCGAGCCCUGCUGUGUGGCUCAGAUGACAGCAGGGGGCGACAUGUGCAUCGCAGUGGGAUCGGAGCAGCAGCUGAGCAUGCUGGGAACUGAGCUGGACACUGUGCAGCUCUCCAUCUUCUCCCAUCGUUUCAUGAGCAUCGCUGAGCAGAUGGGCAGAGUGCUCCAGCGCACCUCCAUCUCCACCAACAUCAAGGAGCGUCUGGACUUCUCCUGCGCCGUGUUCGGGCCAGACGGGGGCCUGGUGUCCAACGCACCCCACAUCCCCGUGCACCUGGGGGCCAUGCAGGAGACCGUGCAGUACCAGAUCCGAGCGAUUGGGAGCGAUCUGAAGGAAGGAGACGUGAUCCUGAGUAAUCACCCCUCUGCUGGGGGCCACCUCCCUGACCUCACCGUCAUCACUCCAGUGUUCAGGAAGGGUGUCAAUGGGCCGGUGUUCUUCGUGGCCAGUAGGGGGCACCACGCCGACAUCGGCGGGAUCACCCCCGGCUCCAUGCCCCCGCAUUCUACCUCCCUGCAGCAGGAGGGCGCCGUCUUCACCUCCUUCAAACUGGUCACAUCCGGAAUCUUCCAAGAGGAGGCUGUAACCGCCGCCUUCCUGGCGCCCGCCCAGUACCCAGGAUGCUCUGCGACACGCAAUCUCCGUGACAACCUGUCGGACCUGCGUGCACAGGUGGCGGCGAAUCAGAAAGGCUGCCAGCUGGUGGAGGAGUUGAUUGACACCUACGGGCUGGCUGUGGUGCAGGCCUACAUGGGCCACAUUCAGAGUAACGCAGAGCUGGCAGUGAGGGACAUGCUGAGGGACUUCGCUCGUCGCCGCAGGCAGGAGAAGGGCUGCCUGGACGUGCAGUCGGAGGAUCAGAUGGACGACGGCACUCUGAUCAAACUGAGGGUUCAGAUCAACGAGGAGGAGGGCACGGCUGUGUUCGAUUUUUCGGGAACAGGAACAGAAGUUUGGGGAAACUGUAACGCCCCUCGCGCCAUCACCCUCUCCGCUCUGAUCUACUGCCUGCGUUGCAUGGUGGGACAGGACAUCCCCCUCAACCAGGGCUGCCUCAGCCCCAUCAAAGUCAUCAUUCCCACCGGCUCCAUUCUCCAGCCGUCCCAGAACGCCGCGGUGGUGGGCGGCAACGUGCUGACAUCACAGCGGGUGGUGGAUGUCAUAUUCCGUGCCUUCGAGGUGUGCGCGGCCUCACAGGGCUGCAUGAACAACGUGUCAUUCGGCAGUGACCGGGUGGGUUACUAUGAGACUGUUGCUGGGGGCACCGGGGCGGGGCCCGGCUGGCAUGGCCGCAGCGGUGUCCACAGUCACAUGACCAACACGCGCAUCACCGACCCGGAGAUCCUGGAGAAGAGGUACCCGGUGAUUCUGGAGCAGUUCUCCCUGCGCCCCGGGUCGGGGGGGGAGGGGAGGUUCCGGGGGGGUGAUGGGGUGGUGCGGAAGAUGCUCUUCCGGGACAGGAUGGUCCUGUCCGUCCUGUCGGAGAGGCGCUCCACGCGCCCCUACGGUCUCCACGGUGGGGAGGCUGGGGCGGCGGGGCUGAAUCUGCUCCAAAGAGCUGACGGCAGAGUCGUCAACCUGGGGUCGUCUGUCUGUCUGUCCGUCCGUCCUCAGGACAUAUUCUGUCUGUACACCCCGGGUGGAGGGGGUUAUGGGAUGGUGGAUUCGGACCAAGAGGAAGGGAACGGGAGCGCCCCGCCGAUGAAGCGGAAGCGGGCGUGUGAGGCCAUGGAGCGCGGGAGCGUGUUCGAGUACCGCAAGGCGCAGGAGAGCGUGUAGGACAGGGUGAGAGAGAGAGAGAGUUAGGCAUAGAGAGCGCCCCUUUGCUGUCCUGGGGCAUUUUUAAAGUCCCUCUUUUUUUGAUUUCCUAGAUUUGUUUUUCAAAAAAAGUCAUAAACCGCAUCAUUGUAGAACAAAAAUAAAUUCGUUUUCAAAUAA
Molecule: messenger RNA, 4315 nt
Organism: Conger conger (European conger)
Lineage: Eukaryota; Metazoa; Chordata; Actinopteri; Anguilliformes; Congridae
Gene: oplah
Product: 5-oxoprolinase, ATP-hydrolysing
Biological process (GO): glutathione metabolic process
Cellular component (GO): cytosol
Molecular function (GO): 5-oxoprolinase (ATP-hydrolyzing) activity
Source: RefSeq, a predicted model, not a curated record